Messenger RNA from Hyaloscypha bicolor E, 1331 nucleotides. Its product is annotated as peroxisome biosynthesis protein-like protein. Gene Ontology annotation, molecular function: zinc ion binding. Gene Ontology annotation, cellular component: peroxisomal membrane. Gene Ontology annotation, biological process: protein import into peroxisome matrix. The coding region runs from base 33 to 1139 and encodes 368 amino acids. The transcript has a single exon. The record is from RefSeq and is a predicted model, not a curated record. NCBI's taxonomy places the organism in Eukaryota, Fungi, Ascomycota, Leotiomycetes, Helotiales, Hyaloscyphaceae.
CACGAACAGCGAUCGCUGGGAAUACCCUCGACAUGGCAGACCACGUCUCUGAGAAAGCGGCAGAGAAGCCCACAUAUAACUAUCCCUUCGCCGCAGCACCAGACAUCAUCCGUGCGCAUCAGAAAGACUCCUACUUCGAAGGAGUACUCCUUAACCAUCUCUCCAACCCUCUUCGUCGUCUGUAUGGCGCACGAUUCCUGCACACGUAUACCUCAGAAGCGCGAACCUUUUCCGAGCUUUUGUAUCUCGGCUUGACCACAUUCAUCGGGAAUCGCACACUGGGAGAAGAAUACUGCGACAUCAUCCAAAUCGAAGACGACACGCUCAAACUUCCUACGAUCGACCGGAGAGCAGGAUACAUCCUAACCAGCAUCCUCCUCCCUUAUUCUCUCACCAAAAUCCUCCCCGGCUUUCGAUCACGCAUAAGAGCAAAACUAGAAUCGAACCUCCGACGAAUGGUGAAGAACAAACAACAGAGUUCAACAAGCUUUAAAUUGCAAUCCUACCUCCUCACUCACCUAUCCACAAUCACGUCUCCAUCGCCAAUCCACGCGCUUACAUUAACGAUCUUCUAUUUCUCGGGCGCGUACUACCAGUUGUCGAAACGGAUAUGGGGGCUACGAUAUAUUUUCACAAAAAGGAUUGCGCCGAGCGAGGCGAGGGUUGGGUAUGAAGUGCUCGGUGUGCUGCUUGUACUGCAAAUGAGUGUUCAAAGUUGGUUGCACCUGCAAAAUACCAUAAAUACACCUACGAUCGCCAAUCCGUCUCUCCUCGAAGGCUCCUCCGCAAUGCUGGAAGGCGGGAUCGAGAUUUCGCUCGAUGCUCCGACCACCUCACCCGAAAUUUUGUUGGAGUCCGGAGGCAUCCAACACAACAGCAUAGAAGUGGGUAAAACUACACAUACAGAAGUAUUAAAGAAACCGAGAUAUGAUUUAAGAAUUGAACGCGUGAUGCCGUGGAUCAAAGGACAGAAUAGGAAAUGUACGUUAUGUCUAGAGGAGCUGAAAGAUCCGAGUGUAGUUAGUUGUGGGCACGUCUUUUGCUGGGAGUGCGUUGGGGAUUGGGUGAGGGAGAAGCCGGAGUGUCCUCUUUGUAGGAGGGCGGUGGCGAUGCAGCAUGUUUUGCCUCUGCGUGCUUGAUGGGAAGGGGAAUGGAAAAUGCAAACUUGGGACGCCAGGUCGUUUCCAUGAAGCGAUCUUAUUGUAAGAGCCCCUAUCGAAUCUCGGCGUACACCCCCUACAUCGCCAGAAGAUAUCACAAAAUCUCGUACAUUGCGAUACCUCUAGCUUAAGGCUGGGAAUUUGAACGUACAGCAUUUCGAGGGACACUCU